Molecule: messenger RNA, 439 nt
Organism: Frieseomelitta varia
Lineage: Eukaryota; Metazoa; Arthropoda; Insecta; Hymenoptera; Apidae
Exons: 3
Coding region: 116-439 (107 amino acids)
Source: RefSeq, a predicted model, not a curated record
AUCGUUUCAGGUGAUUUGAACAACGAACGACGAUCGUCGGACGAUAAUUUCCGAUAAAGGAACGAUCGUAACGAUCGCGAGGGUUUGAAAUCGCGCGGUCGUAAGCGUGUUUGCGAUGGUCGGCGUCGAACCAAACUGGCGGCAGCACCGUCAUCUGUGUAUACAUGCAGUUGCUCGCACGAAACAUCUCGCCGCUAGCUACCGAGUAUUUUGUCGUUUCUGUGUCGUUUUCGUUUCGCGAGACUUUUGUCAGAGAUCCCUGCGAACGGUCGAUAGUUCCGCCUUUGAACAGUUUCGUUACUUCCCGCGUAUCCCUCGUUUAUUUUCAUUCAUCGUUCUGACGAUAAUCGGUGGGAAAUGCGGGCACCUGCAUUAUCGGCUGUCGCUAAAAUUGCAAUUAUCGUGCAGGACAAUAGGUGGCGGUAGUAGUUUCUUUUAA